AUGGGGACGCUGGUGGUGGGUGCUGAGCGCUAUGACGUGGUGGCCAUGGUGGGGAAAGGGACUUUCGGGGAGGUGACCCAGGGCUGGCGGAGGAGCACAGGGGAGAUGGUGGCCAUCAAGAUCCUGAAGAAUGAAGGCCACCACAGUCGGGUGGCAAAAUGCCUGCGGGAGGUGGACACGGAGGAGUCGCACGUCGUCCGUUUCCUCGAGUCCUUCGGUGAUGGCGCCUGUACCUACCUGGUCUUUGAGCUGCUGGAGCAAAACCUCUUUGACUUCCAAAAGCAGAACAACUUCUUGCCGUUGCCCGUCCGGCACAUCCGUACCAUCACGGCGCAGGUGCUGGCGGCCUUGGUCAAGCUGAAGGAGCUCUCCAUCAUCCACGCCGACCUCAAGCCAGAGAACAUCAUGCUGGUGGACCACGCUCGCUAUCCUUUCCGUGUCAAGCUCAUCGACUUUGGCUCGGCCAGCAUCUUCACUGAGGUCCGCCACAUCAAGGAACCCUACAUCCAAUCCCGCUUCUACAGGGCACCAGAGAUCUUGUUGGGGUUGCCCUUCUGCGAGAAGGUGGACAUCUGGUCUUUGGGUUGCGUGGUGGCCGAGCUUCACUUGGGUUGGCCACUCUAUCCAGGUGUCAACGAGUACGACCAGGUCCGCUACAUCUGCUCCACCUUGGGGCUACCGCGGGGUGAGUUGCUCUGUGCCGCCCGGAAGACGUGGUCCUUCUUCCAACGAGUGCCACAUCCCACCGGUUCCUGGCAGCUCAAACCACCAGACAAAGAGAUGGCAAAGCCAAUCGAGAGGAAGAAGUACGUCUUCUCCUCACUGGAUCAGUUGGCGGCAGUGAACAUCCACCCGGCGUCUUAUUCCAUCCAGGAGGCGCUGGCCGAGCGCUGUGACCUGAACGGGAUGGUGGAGCUGGUCAAGAGGAUGCUCACGUGGGACUCGCACGAGAGGAUCACGCCCAGCGCUGCCCUCAAGCAUCCCUUCAUCUCCUUGCAGGAGGUGAAGUCCAGCUUCGAGGCCACCCGGUACUACCAGCUCUGCCAAGAGGACUUGAGG
Molecule: messenger RNA, 1059 nt
Organism: Balearica regulorum gibbericeps (East African grey crowned-crane)
Lineage: Eukaryota; Metazoa; Chordata; Aves; Gruiformes; Gruidae
Source: RefSeq, a predicted model, not a curated record